Molecule: messenger RNA, 4290 nt
Organism: Adineta steineri
Lineage: Eukaryota; Metazoa; Rotifera; Eurotatoria; Adinetida; Adinetidae
Source: the annotation of a GenBank genome assembly
AUGAAGACAAUAGUCUAUGAUCAUCAAUCAAAAUUGGCUCGCGGCGGAAAGAUGUCGAUGUCAGCUAUACCAUAUAAAUUGACAACUGUUGAAGUAGUUAAAGGCGAUUAUCUUGCUGCUUAUGAUCAUUUAGUUAAGAGUGAUAAACGACCACUUCUUCUGAACAUGGCUAGUGCAACAACACCAGGUAGUGGAUAUCGAACAGGCCAUGAAGGUCAUGAAGAAAAUCUAUUUCGACGAUCAGAUUACUUUCGAAGUCUUGAUAUAGAAGUGGAUGAAUACCAGGAACAACAGUCCGACCGAUUUUAUUGUACGUCCGAUUAUCAAUUGAAUCCUAUAGACAAUCAAAAACGCAUCUAUCCUAUGGAUGAAUUUGGUGCUAUUUAUACAUCAGGUGUAACUAUUUUUCGUCAACUAGAAGAUAAUGGCUAUGCUUAUAUGGAAAAACCAUUAGAAAAUGUUUGUAUAUUAGCAAUGGCUGCCUAUGAAGAUCCUCAAUUACAAGACAAUAUGUUAGCAAAGAAAUAUGCAGUUGGAAUGAGAAAAAAAAUUGAAAAUAUAUUUGCUAUUGCUUAUCAUAAUAAACAUGAUUCUCUUGUAUUAUCUACUUUUGGUUGUGGUACUGACAGAAAUCUAGCGGAUCGUAUUGUUAAAUUAUUUUCUUCUGUUAUUGAACAAUAUGCAGGUUUUUUUAAAACGAUUAUAUUUGUCAUUCCUGAUGAUUAUAGUAUAGAUCAUAAUUCAAAUUUAAAAGAAAAUUUUCGAAUAUUUCAAGCAAUUGACGGAACAGUAGAAUCUAUCAAGCCAAUUAAUAAACCAAAUGUCAUAUUUGGCCCUUAUCGAAUAUUAUCCGAAGAUGGAACAGUCAGUGACAUUUGCAUAUGUGAUAAACAUCCAUGCCAAUUCGGAGCUACAUGUAGUGGAAUUAAUAAUAAAGAUCAUAUACAGGAAUUUUCACAUCCACCUUUAUGUAUGAAAGCUUGUGUUACUGGUAAAUGUGAUCUAACAACGAAUCCUGUUCAUAUGUAUUUUUCUAUUCAUCAAAAACAAUGUCCGGAUGGUGGUGAAUGUCAACAGAUCAAUAAUGAAAAACAUCGUCAAGAAUUUGAACAUCCAUCAUAUUGUCCAUCGGGAGGUACUUGUGAAAACAUGAGUGAAAAGCAUCUUAAAGAUUAUCGUCAUUUACCUUUAUGUAAGGAUUCACAUAAAUGUAAUGAUUUUCGAAGGAAGAUUAAACCGCAUUGUAAUGCUUAUCGUCAUUGUGCACUUCAUUGUCAAUACAAAUACUAUUGUGCUGAUUUUCAUGAUAGAAAACAUAUGCGCGAACUUCAACAUCCAUUUGCUCCACCUUGUCCAUUUACUCCUUAUCAUUGUCAAUUCUAUAUUGAACUAACUCAAUCAUCAGAAACUCAAAGACCUUCUCAAACUGCUGAACAACAUUGUCUUGAUUAUUCACAUGUGUGUCGUUUUGGUCGUAAUUGUGUGGAUACAAAUGCUGUACAUAUGGAAAAAUCCAUUCAUGUAGCACGUUGUAUUUGCUCACAUGGUGACACAUGUUUAAAACUUAAUCAAGAAGAACAUUUAAAUUCAUAUACGCAUCCGAACAUUCUCGAUAUUCGACGUCUCUGUAAACAUUCUGAUAAAUGUCAUGAUCGUCAACGACCCGAACAUAUUAUCAAAUUUCGUCAUGAUGUUCAUCUCGAUGAUACUGGCGUUGUUGGACAUUUUCAUUUAAAUAAAGAUACUGAUUUUGUGCGUAAUCAAGCAGAGAGUAUUGCACGUGUUAAGACCUUUAUUGAAAACCAAAAAUGGGAAUCAUUACCACCAGAUACUAUCCCGCGUGAAAUUCUCGAUUGGGUUCGUACCGUUCAACCUGUCCAUCGGUGUAAUCCGGUUAUAUUCGAAUCAAUUAUUCUUCAUGGACAUGUUAUGAGUCGAUCCUAUAUGGACAAUUUAAAAAAACCUUACUUUGUAGCCAAAUCUGUUUUACAACAUAGUCGCAUACGACUUAUCAAUGAUUUACAUAUUCCAACAAUAAAACAACAAGCUGUAGAAUAUAUAACGGCUUUGGUCAAAGAUGAAUUUGAGAAAAGUGGAGUUCCAAAGCUCGGUCAGACAACAACUCCUACCACAGGUACGACCAAUCGAACGUUUCUUCUAACUACUUCGUCAUCUCUUGGGGAUGAAAUUAAGAAAAAAGAAAAUUUUAUCUCAGCUUCAAUUCCUGCGAAAGACAUGGAUGCUCUACGAAGAACAGCAAUUGAAAUUGCACAAGCUUCUAUUAAACUUUAUUCGAAUCCAGCUGGUAUUGGUUAUGAAGUAGAUACUAAAUUGGGAACAGAUAAAACUAUUUUUAGUGUCCUCGGACCGCAUCUGGGGCAUUACUAUGGAGAUGUAGUUAUAAUUUUCAAACGUGAAAUUUUACAUCAUCCCGAUGCAAAUUUCUCUAUUCAAGCAGCGACUUCAUUUGCUAGUGGAAAAGCUUAUAGUUGGCGUCCAUGGUUAGGUACUGAUCCUGCUUCUGAGGAUGAAAGAAUCAAAUUAUUUCAUCAUUCGAAAUUGCAUGCAUCUGUUCCGGGUUAUGAUAUUGUAGCUGCUUUAGAAUUAAUGGCAAUUACAAGUAGUGUUUUAAAUAAGAAAUCGAUGAAUAUCGAUCUCAACACAAUCAUUGAACGUUGGACUAAAGUGGAUUCACAUCAAACUAUUGAAGCUCAUUUACCUCAACUUAUUCCACUUGAUUAUAUUGAACAUAUUUAUAUGCCAAAGAAUAUAUAUGAAAACUUUAAUCAAGCAACACUUAAAUCAAUCAAUGCGGUUUUUCGAAAUCGUAUGACGAUCACUGAACAUGAAGGUGAAACCGAUCAAGCCAAAUGGGAAUUCGGUCCAACACCUCCAACAGAACUACGAGCUGAAUAUCAAGAUUUUGUUGUCAAAGAAUUGAUCAAACGAUUCUGCAAUCGUACCGAAAAUUCUCUAUCAAGACCUAUUAAAGGUGCUGCAAUAACUAUAUCACCAAGUGAUUUUCGAGAUCAUUGCGUUUUGCCUUUGACAAUUUCUCAGGCUUAUAAACAAUAUUGCAUUGAUUAUGUACCAUCGUCAACAGACGACACUAUAUAUAUCUAUUGGCAAGUGUUGAAAGGUGAUAUGAUGUUGACAUUAUCAAACGAACGCAUCGAUUUGAGUCAAGGACAAUCAAAUCUUAGCUGUUUAGUUUGUUACGUUGCUCAAACUCCAGAACCAAGUAGUUCUCACUAUCAUGAGCAAGCGUCAUAUUUAAAUAAAGGUACACCAUUUCAACAUGACAAGAUCAUACAAAAACAUACAUAUGCUGCUAGUUCAGAUACAUUUUAUAUUGGAUGCAAUACGGGUGAUUUUCUUACUUUUUGUCUUGAAAUUCAACGUUCAACUGGAAAAGUGACUCUGUCACAUGCUGGUUCGAAUUUAAUUUAUAAUCGAGAAAUAAUUACUCAUACAUUCGAUAAAUCAGAACUUGAUUUAAGUAAAUUAGAAUUUGUUCAUGUUAGUGCUGGUAAACGUAUAGCACCAAUUCGAAAUUUGAUGAUUUGGUUUGAUAAACAACCUGAUCUACAUCCAACACCUGAUAAACAAUUUAAGAUAGAUUCUAGUCCGGCCGAUGUUGGUGAUCAAGAUUCACCUCUAAUUCCGUGUCCUGAUAACGUCAACUGCCUUCUUCAAUUAUCAGCCAAUGAAACAACUCAUAAUUCCAAAUAUUCACAUCCAUGUCGUUUCUCUGAACUCUGUCGAAAUCAUGAGCCAUAUUUAACACAUGAACCUCAUCAAGUACCUAGUUGUCAAUAUGAUGAUAAGUGUGACAAACUAGUUGAUCCAAUUCAUCGAGCAUCUUAUCGUCAUACAGGCUGGCCUGACUUUCUGAUACCAUGUCGGUUUAAACAGGAAUGCCACGAUAGAUCAGACAAACAUCGUAUCAGAUAUUCACAUGGUGAACUCGUUUACAAUAUAUCAGACAACUCAACAAUUCCUUGUAAAUGGGGUUUAACCUGCCGGGAACUUGGAAAUCAACAACAUUGUGAGAAAUAUUCUCAUUCUUCUAAACCACAACAUCAUCAUGAGCAGAUUCCUUGUAAAUGGGGUUCGGCCUGUUGGGAAAUCGGAAACCAACAACAUUGUGAAAAAUAUUCUCAUUCUUCUAAAUCAGAACAUCAUCAUGCACAGAUUCCUUGUAAAUGGGGCUCGCAAUGUAGAACGAUGAAUGAUCCAAAUCAUGUAAAAAGAUAUUCUCAUCCUGAAGCGGAUACGACGAGUUCAUGA